Molecule: messenger RNA, 1227 nt
Organism: Aegilops tauschii subsp. strangulata
Lineage: Eukaryota; Viridiplantae; Streptophyta; Magnoliopsida; Poales; Poaceae
Source: RefSeq, a predicted model, not a curated record
AUGCCGGACUUCAACGCGCACAUCCUUGACCCGUCCUGGCCCGAGCCGCCAACGGAGAAGAUGCAGGAGUUCUUCGACACCUUGUUCGGGUUGCCGGUGGGAGUGGUCCCACUUCUCGUCCAGGACACCAUUAAGGAGGAGCUGGACUACAUUGCCGCCAGGGCGGUGGAGGCGGCGCUUGCCCGGGAGGCCGGCAGCGCUGAUCCUUCCCCGGUGGACCGGGAGGACAUCGACACCAUCAUCGAGGAGGUCACCAGGGAUGCUGAGGCCGAGGACGACAAGAUCACCGCCAAGGAGGCCGCCGAGACUGCAGCUGAAGAGGCCGCCAAGGGGCCUGCCGGGGAGGCCGGCAAGGCCACUGCCGAGGAGGACGACAAGGCCGCUGCCGAGAAGGCCAACACGGGGCCUGCCGGGGAGGGGGCAAAGUCCAGGAUGGCGGCGGUGGACAAGGCGGAAGCAUAUUUCAAGGAGCGCGUCACCGAGACGCAAGCCUGGCUCUGCGACGCCCACCAGGAACUGAAGGAGAUCCAAGGUGAUCUGGCCGAGCGCAAACAAGAGCUCCUCCUGAAGCAAGAUGACAUCGAAAAGGCCGAGGAGCUGGCGAAGGAGCAGGCCGCUAAAGAUGAGGCCGCUCGGCAACAACACCAGGCUCUGCUGAACUCCCAGGAGGAGGACCUUGCCGCCCGUGAGGAGGCGCUCACCGCAACACUCCGCCGCAAGGAUGAGGAGAUCGAGAAGCUUGUCGCGCAGCGGACUCAGGAGCUGGAGCAGAGGCACAGGGAGGCGCUUAAUGCCCAAGCCCUGGUCCAUGCCGGCAAGGUGAAGGAGCUGGAGGUGGAGCGGGAUGGCCUGAAGAGCCAGGCCCUGGAGGUGGCGAAGGAGAAGGACACGCUCAACGACGCCUUGGUGGAGGUGCAGGCCGCCGUCCUCGGCAAGGUCAGGGCCCGGGAAGAGACCCUGACCAAGGACCUGGAGAAGGAGAGGCAGCUGCGGAGGAAUGACGCCGCCAACCACGAGGAUUACGUGAAGGGCGAAAACCUCUGGGUCAGCCGCCUCGCCAAUGUUGCUGGCAGGAUCACCACGAAGCUGGUGUCCAUGGGGAUGCCAAACGUGAGGCUGGAGAGCUUGCCGGAGGACGUGGACCUUGCGGCGCUCGAGGAGCGUAUCGAGCCCAUCAUCAGCCGCGUCGACGGAGUUCGAAGGAUAGAGGGCCAGCACUGGGACUAG